This is a messenger RNA of Rhagoletis zephyria (snowberry fruit fly), 664 nucleotides long. RefSeq lists its product as uncharacterized. The record is from RefSeq and is a predicted model, not a curated record. Lineage: Eukaryota; Metazoa; Arthropoda; Insecta; Diptera; Tephritidae.
UCCACACUUUUAUCUUUGCCAUUGAUCGUUGAAUUCCAUAAGCAGUGCCUAAUUACGCGUUAACUACAAAUAUGCGUUUAUCCAUAAAAUUUCUACUCGUAUGAUGGGAUGUGGUUCAUCGAUGGAUACGAAUAGCGUUUUAGAAGAGCCCAUACAGAGCUUGGAACGUUGGCAGCAAGGCGAUAUGGAUCCCGUCGCGGUUGUCGAGGAAUUUGUACAUCUGGACGAACGGAUCAGCAAACUGGAGGCGACUUGUCCGGGACCGCGUAUGGCCACCGCCGAAGCCUGGGUCGAACACUUACAAUCGCAACGUGAUACUCUUUUAGGUGUUGACAACUUAGAUGCGGCCUUGAAUCUACAACGAAAUGAAUUGUCGCUACAACAACAACAACAACAACAACCCCAACAACAAAUAAAUAGUGAAAUAUUAACUAUAAAUGAGAUCGAUGCAGCUACGCCGCCACCCAUACAUCAGCCACCAUUGCAACCACUCAGUGUGGUGGUGGCAUCAACAACUACAACAACAAAUAGAGGCAUGUUAUUGAAUGGCGGAAAUACAUUGAGACGCGGAAAUGGCGCCAUAGUAAAUGGCAUAGGCGGGGCGGCGGCACGACACGCUAAUAAUAACAUAAUGGCAAAUACACCCACCCAGGAUUUGGCUAAU